AUGUACACGGACACGGACGCCCUUGCCUCAGAAACCUCCUCUUCCUCGUCGUCGUCGUCCUCCUCUUCCUCGCUGUUGUUGCUGCUGGUGCCGCCGCCGCCACCUCCUCCGCCUCCACCGCCUCCACCGCCGCCGCUGUUGUCGCUGUCGCUGCUGCUUUCGCUGCUACUGGGGGGUCGGCAAGAGCAGGUCGCAGACUCGCACCAUCCCACGAGGAGACGAGGCCGAGCGAGCCCCGCUGCCGCCGCCAGCGCCGCCGCCGACCUCCGCCGCCGCCGCGGGGGGGCCCGCCACAGCCGCCACCGCCGGGGGGCUCCCUUCUCCCUCAGCUGCUGCUGCCGCCGCCGCCGCCGCCGCCGCCGCCACCGGAACCGUCGCCUUCUCCAUCCCCAGAGAAAGAGGGAGGGCGCGGACGGGGGAGGGGCGUGGGGGCUACGCUCUACCGCGACUUCGGCCGCACCGGGGCCGACACAGCGCUCGGUGCCGCCUCCACCGCCACCGCCUCGGUCACCUCUACUGCCGCCGCCGCCGCCGCCGCUCCGCCAGCUCUCACCUCGUCUCGCGAUACUAAGGGCGGGGAGCCUGACGAUGGGAGGGAGGGAGGGAGAGGGAGGGAGUGUGAGGGAGAGGGCGGGGGCGGGGGGGUGGCGAGGCGUAGAGGGAGACCCGGGUGUCGGGAUACCCAGAGGAGCCGAGACGACGAAGCAGCGGGGGGGAGUGUGUCUAGGGCGACUUCCGAUGGGGGGACGGCGGGGACAGAGGACGGCCGCGGCGACUGCCGGAGCGCCCGCGAGCGCCCGGAUUGCUUCUCUUUCCUCGCUAUUUCCCCCACACGCAGCCCUUCAGCCCUCCCUUCUUCCUUCCUUGCUUGUGACUAGAACGCAGCCGCAGGCGGAAGUGCAAGUGACGCCAUCAGCCGUCGCCCGAGCGGUGGCGCGCGGGUGGCCGAAAGACGAAAGUUGGGUAAAGAAGGGAAAAAAGCAAUGGAAAAGCUUUUUUCAGAGAUUCCUGGAUAGCAAGAGAAAGCCAGCCUGUGAUUAAAUAUAUGCCAAGGAUAAUCUACAACUAAAUAAUGUACAUUAACUCUUGGUUAUGAAGCAAAUAAGCUACCCACAUUUAAGUUUUCUGCUCCAUUUUAUGUUUGUUAGUUUGACAAUUUUUGUUCCUGUUUGUUUCAAAGAUUUAAAGUAGUUACUGCAUAGAGCAACUCCUAUAUAAAGAUUUGUGAGUUCCUGAAUUUUUUACUUUCAAACUGAAUGUCAAGAGAAACAUUUUCAGAGUUCAGAUUGAGAGAAAGCAAGUAUAUUAACAACUAGCAAGAAUAUGAAAAGUUAAAACACUUCCUGGCUUGUAUCUUUCUCAGGAAAAACUGAGUCCAUUAGAAAGUUGGGGAGUGGUCUGGUAAUACCAGAAAGAAUUUAGGGAUUCCUAAGGAAAUCUUUGAUUCAUUCAUUGAUUAUGCCACAAAUAUUUAUUAAAUACCUACUGUGUGAUAUACACUGUUUUGGGCACUGGGUAUAGCUCCUACAAAAGUGCAUUGUUUAUGAAUGCAUUUUUGUGCAGGAAAUCGUACAAUAGACCCUUGAUGUACACAUAAAAGAUUCUCCCAGUCACCUUCUUAAAUCCUCAAAUAAGCAAAUAUUUUAUAUCAUGUAACUUAACCCAGGAAAUAGAGGAAAGUAUAACUAAUCUUUAAUAUUUUCACAAAUAACAAUAAGUUUAAAAAACAGGAAUGUUUCUGGUCUAGCUUAUGAGGAGCUUAGAAGUUGGCACUCUGUCCUGGUAACAAGUAAAAAGCUGAACAAACUGAAAAAUCAACAACUCUUAGAUCCAUCAGAGCAGUGAGGUCACAGGGCAAACCACUUCCCCCAAAAUUGGAGAGACAGACAGAUGGACAUAGAGAAUCACAGCUUACUGGAGCAGAAAUCUCCACAAGAACCAGUGCUGGGGUAGGGAAACCUGAACUGUAAUUGACAAAUUGCUAGAGGCUUAGUGUGGCUAAGACUUGAGAGUUAGAAAUCCAGGAGGAUAAAAUCAUAAGGGAUCCCCAUGCUUUGGUGAGUUUUACUUCCAGGACCCCUACCAGGUCCUCACAGUGAAUAAUACUGUUCAUGUUUCUGGCAGGGGGAGGAGAAAAGUAAUGAUUUUGAAGUAUACCAGAGCAUUAUGGUCUUAAUAAAGCCUGCCCUCAGAAGAAACUAUUUUACCAAGACCUAACCUGCUGAGGUUUUAUCAGAUCCUAACCUAAUUAGGGGAAGGGAAAUACCCAGGUCUAGCUCCCUCUAGCUAUCCUGUCCCACCUUAGGGGGAGUGCGAAGGGGAGAGACUGAGCAGCACUAUUCACUAUUGAGGGACACAGGCUCACCAAAGACUGAGACCUAAUCACAGGACUAUAGAACACUUCACUUCCCUCCAUAUCUUACCACUGCAUUUCCAAAGGCCUAAUUACUACAGUUCCUUUUACCUAGUAUAUCAUGUCUAGCUUUCAAUGAAAAAUUGCAAGGCAUCCUAAAAGGCAAAAAUCAUACUUUGGAGAAACUGAACAGUCAUCAGAACCAGAGUCAGAUAUGGCAGGAAUGUUGGAAUUAUCAGACCAGGAACUUAAAAAUUCUGUGAUUAAUAUGGUAAGGCUUUAAUGGAAAAAGUAGACAACAUGCAAGAACAGAUGAAGAAUGUAAGCAGAGAGAUGAAAAUUCUAAGAAAGAAUCAAAAAGAAAUGCUAGAGAUCAGAAACUCUAACAGAAAUGAAGAAUCCCUUUGUUGGACUCAUCUGUAGACUAGACACAGCUAAGGAAAGAAUCUCUGAGCCUGAGGAUAUAACAAUAGAAACUUCCCAAACUUCAGAGAAAAAUCACUGAAAAAAACAGAACAGAAUAUUCAAGAACUGUGCGACAACUACAAAACGUGUAACAUGCAUGUAAUGGGAAUACCAGAUGGAGAAGAGUGAAAGCACCAGAAGCAAUAUUUGAAGCAAUAAUGACUGAGAACUUCCCCCAAAUUAACCUCUGACACCAAACUACAGAUCCCAGGAAGCUCAGAGAACACUAAGCAAGAUAAAUUUUUAAAAACUGCACCUAGGUAUAUAGUAUUCAAACUUGAGAAAAUCAAAGAUACAGCAAAAAUCUUGAAAGAAGAAAGAGGAAAAAAAACCUUAUCUAUAGAGGAAUAAAGAUAAGAAUUACAUUGUUUGUGCAUACAUUCGAUUACAUACAUUUCUCCUCAGAAACCAUGCAAGCAGAACAAGAGUAAAGCGAAGUAUUUAAAGCAUUGAGAGAAAAAAACACCAACCUAGAAUUCUGUGUACUGCAAAAUUAUUCUUCAAAAGUGAAGGAGAAAUAAAGACUUUCUUAGAUAAGUAAUAAUUAAGGGAAUUCGUUGCCAGUAGACCUGCCUUGUAAGAAUUGUUAAGAGAAGUUCUUCAGAGAGAAGGAAAAUAGUAUAGGUCAGAAACUUGGAUCUACAUAAAGCAAUUCA
Messenger RNA from Equus caballus (horse), 3474 nucleotides. Lineage: Eukaryota; Metazoa; Chordata; Mammalia; Perissodactyla; Equidae. The record is from RefSeq and is a predicted model, not a curated record.